AUGGCCUGGAACCAGUCACACGCAUCUGGUGAUCGCACCGCAUCCCCAACAGUCUUUGAGCAGCAGCGCGAGGAGCUCGUCAGGGAAAUUGCAGUGGGCAUGGAACAGGUACUUCAGAAUAUGAACCGGCUGAAUCGGAAUCUGGAAAGCGUAAUUGCGGUGGGCAAUGAGUUUAGUUCUGUGGAGGCUCUGUGGUCUCAAUUUGAGAACUUCAUGGGUCGACCGGAGGAAGAGGUUGAGGAGCAAGGGAAACGGAAGGUCAGUGGGAGUGAAGCGAUCAAGGACGAGCAUGAGAGUAACUCGGCAGGCAUGCAGUGA
Molecule: messenger RNA, 318 nt
Organism: Penicillium brevicompactum
Lineage: Eukaryota; Fungi; Ascomycota; Eurotiomycetes; Eurotiales; Aspergillaceae
Product: DASH complex subunit DAD1
Exons: 3
Coding region: 1-318 (105 amino acids)
Cellular component (GO): mitotic spindle; mitotic spindle pole body; spindle microtubule
Source: RefSeq, a predicted model, not a curated record